AUGCCAGCAAGACCUGCUUGUCCAUCUUUUCUUGGUGGCGGAGGGGAAGCUGCCCCUGUGGACCCAGAGCAGGUAGGAGGAAGGGGCCAUGUGGGGAGAGAGGAUGUCAUGGACUGGUGGACACAGAGGAAUGGUGGGAGGAACCGCCAAGGAAGGAGGGUUGAAGGCUCAAAUAGGCUUCUAAGCAGUUCACACACCAUACCAAAGAGUGGCCAGGAUUCACCCCAUCAGUCCCACAAUGGGGCUUUCCCCCUCUCAUUCCCCUGCGCACCUUGGAGAUGUCUAUAGGGCUUCAGGAGGGUCCUCCCCACCCGGCCAGAACAGCACAGAGGGACAGAAGAAAGGGGGUCCCAUCCAUGUGGAAAACGGGAAUAUUUGUGCACAGGAUUUGAAGAAUGAUUUGAAGAACACUGUUAAUAGUUUCAUUCUCCAGUCGCUGGAUGUGUGAGUGUUGGAUCACAUGUCCUAUGUUUACAUUCCAUGCUUGGAAGCGUGAGAACGGAAGACAGUUCCUAUCACUUCCGUUCCCUUUGUUCUGUCUCUUGUUGUGCUUGCAUUUUUGAAUGUAUGUCUUGUUUGAAGUCCGGAGGAGUGGGUGCUGCUCUCAGCUCUGGACGGGUGAUAUUGGACACCCGCACUCAGGGGGAGACACACCAACAAACACCAGGUUCUGAAUACCCCUCGUUAAAAUACAGUGUUGCCUUUGGCUACGUUGCCAUCAGGUUAUGUAACCUUCCAGUUAUGAACGCGGAAAACCCAGAAGUACCAGACCAGGUUACUUCUGGGUUUCUCAAGUUACGCAGAAGUGGUAGACCGUCCCGCACGCAUGCGCAGAACAGGCACUUUGGGUUGCAGUAGUUUCCGGUUGCAAACGGCCUCCGGAACGAAUCCCGUUCGCAACCAGAGUCACCACUGUACACAAUGAAUAAUUCAUUAGCACAACAAAAUAUGCAUCCAUAAAAUGCGCAGAAAAAGAUUCCCAUUAAAACAGGACAUCAAUUAAGAGGCAGAAGACAACAAAGUGUAACAGUUCACCUUUAUUUGGUCUAAGAGGACAACCUUUUCCUUUUUCUUUUAGGGUCCAGUGUGCUUUGAAGAUGUAGCUGUCCAUUUCACAGACGAGGAGUGGGCGUUGCUGGAUCCUGACCAGAGAGCUCUGCAUAAGGAAGUCAUGGAGGAAAAUCGUCAGAUCUUGGACUCUCUUGGUAAGGCUUCCUCUUGGAUCAUCCUAUCUGCUUUGUAAUUCAAGACAUCUCUCUAUGGGAGGAACCUCUGAUAUUUUGAUGGGGCUCAACAGCGCCACCCACAGCACAUGGGAUGCUAACACUCCCACAGCAAACCUUGGAUGGAGGACUGUUGACUGCUUUCCCUGUGAAUAUUCUUCCUCCGGUUCUGCCUUUUCAAAGCAUGAAACCCAGCCAGGUGGGCAGAGUAUAAAUAAUAAUAAUAAUAAAAAUAAAAAUAAUAAUAAUAAUGCCUACCCCCCUCCAAGAUGGCCCCCUUUUGCUCUUGAAGGGCUGGUUUGUCUGCAGCCCCCACAGCCUCCCAUCAGGGCCCCUUCACGGGGGCAGAAGCAGAAGAAGGGCCUCAGGAAAGCAGCCAUGGCUCUGGCCAGAUGCACAGGAGGAGGAGGAGGAGCGCUGACCGCUCUCCUUCCCCCUCAGACUCCAUCCAUCAGCAGCCCCCAUCCCCUCACAGGGGCAGGGCCACCAGAGGUGCAAGGUGCUGAGCAGGGGGGAAGAUCCUCCAGGGCAGAUAAGACCCCCCCAUCCAUAUUUUUUUCAGGCUCCUCUAAACUGCCCAGGCCUUCUUAAAUGUAUCUUCAAAAUGAUUCAGGAAGUUGAAGUGGCUUCUGUCAGAUGUUUUAUUUCUGUUCUUCUAUCUGUCCUUGGCUGACUAAAGAGACGAGUGACAUUGGAGAUGGCUCAGAUCCCAUGAUUGGGCCAAACAAAAUCCGUCCCAGAAAAUAACCAGGCUUUUUGAAUCUCAGGCAGUGAACCCUGGAGGAAGACCUCACAUCUAGCUCCCUUCAGUUCUUUCCCUGUCACAAGCAUUAAUUAGCACUGCUCCCUAAUUUGGGACCAUCGGCUGUGGCGAGGACUGCAGGGCCUGCUCCCUUCCAAGGCCUUUCCCAACUGGCCUGGGGGACGUGGGCCAGGCCCACACAUUCUCAGCUACAAAAGGACUCCUGCUGCAGUGCCCAGAGGGUGGGGCUGGACUCACUGGAAGAAACUCUUGGGGAAGUGUGGAGUUCUUCUGCUAUUGCUUCCCUGUUCCAAGUGUCUAAUCUAAUGUGUUUUAAAAUGACCUUAAGCAGUCAGUGGCAUGUUAUUUUUCCUCUUCUCCCCCCCCCUUUUGCUCUGUUGGGGGGUGGGAUGGAGAACAACAACAACAACAAUUUAUUAUUUAUACCCCGCAAAUCUGGCUGGGUUUCCCCAGCUGUUCUGGGCGGCUUCCCACAAAACAUUAAAAUACAGUAGUCCAUCAAACAUUAAAAGCUUCCCUAAACAAGGCUGCCUUCAGAUGUCUUCUAAAAGGAUAUGUGGUUGGGGAUUCAUUUAGGUAUAACGUUGUUUUGUUUUGUUUUAUUGGUUGUUGUAUAGUUUGUGUUUUGUUUUUAAGGGGCGGGAUCAGGGCUGCCUGGGAGUGGGCCCCAGCCAACAGAAUGGCUGUGGCAAGUUCCACAGGGGGGGAUGCACUGGGACACCCAAUCUCAGUGAUCAUGGGCAGGAGGAGGAGUUACGCUAAGACCAGAACAUGUCAUUACCCAGGAGGCAGGCUUAGUUAUUGUUUGAAGACUAUCUCUGCCUCCAGGUCUGGUCUUGACUGGAUGGAUUCUGGAAUCAACAAGGGAAACCCACAUGACCUGAAGGUGCUGCUGUGCAAUGCUAGGUCAACGAUUCAUAAGACCACUGCCAUCCAUGACCUGAUUGUGGAUGGAGGACUUGACCUGGCAUGGGUAACAGACACUUGGUUGGAUGAAGCAGAUGGGCCUGUCCUUGCCGCCACUUCUCCACCAGGUUUCUCUUUUGCACAGCAACCCAGGUCAUGUGGGCGGGGAGGGGGGGUUGCAGUGAUAUUUAGGAAGUCACUAGUUUGCACCAGGCGUCCUAUUGGGAAGACCCAGUUCUCUGAGUGCAUGUUCUGGAAGUUGGGCAAUAGGGGCAGUACAGGAUUCCUUUUGGUGUACUGACCUCCCCACAGCACCAAGAAUUCCCUGCCCAAGCUGCUUCAGGUCAUGGCGGAUGUUCUCCUGGAGACACCUAGUUUGGUUGUCCUGGGGGAUUUUAACAUCCAUGCCGACACGGCCUUACAAGGGGCCGCUCGGGACUUCGUGGAAAGCAUGGCAUCCAUGGGGCUGUCCCUGAAUAACUUUGGCCCAACUCAUAGUCAUGGACAUGCCUUAGACCUGGUGUUUACCUCUAUGGAUGUUGGUGAUCUGACAUUGAGUAAAAGUGAAACAAAAGAAGUGCCAUGGUCAGAUCACUUCCUGGUGCAACUGGACUUCUCUGCGACCCUUCCCCUCUGCAGGGAGGUGGGACCAAUUUGGAUGGUCCGCCCCCGCCACUUAAUGGAUCCAAAUGGUUUCCAGAGAGUGGUAGGUGAUGCUUUAGCCCAUGUUGAUGGCCUUUCAGCUGAUUCCCUGGUGGCCCACUGGAAUGCAGAGCUAACCAGGGCUAUCGACUGUCUGGCUCCGAAGUGCCCUCUCUGAUUGCAUGGAGCCCGGACAGCCCCGUGGUUUUCUUCGGAGCUGAGGGCGAUGAAACAAUCGCUGAGACGGCUGGAGCGUCGGUGGCAGAAAACUCACUCCGAAUCUGACCGGACACAGGUUAGAGCUCAACGUCGAGCCUACCAAGUGGCGAUAGUGACGGCGAAGAAGACUUUCUUCACCGCCUCUAUUGCAUCUGCAGAAAACAGUAGCAGGAGACUCUUUCAGGUGGUUCGCAAUUUAACGGAACCACCUUUACCACCGGGGCCUUGUAAAGACCCCAAGAUCUCCUGCAACAAUUUUGCAAAGUUUUUUGCAGAUAAAAUCACUCAUAUUCGGAAGGAGCUAGACACCACCGUGGGAGCAGGGCCGGGGCGGGAGAGUGCUAGAGCCCUGUCUGGUCAAGUUGCAUGGAAUCAAUUUCAAUCCGUUACCCCCGAGGAUGUGGACAGGCUGCUUGGACGCGUGAAGCCAACCACCUGUCUCCUUGAUCCUUGCCCAUCCUGGCUAAUAAAAGCAAGCUGGGAAGGGCUGGGCGAUGGGCUCUGCGGGGUGGUGAAUGCUUCCCUCUGUGAGGGAACAUUCCCAGAUCCGCUGAAAGAGGCGGUCAUUAAACUGCUUCUUAAAAAACCAUCUUUAGACCCGGCCACGAUGGCCAACUAUCGCCCAGUCUCAAAUCUUCCAUUCUUGGGCAAGGUGACUGAGCACGUGGUUGCUGAACAACUCCAGGCACGCCUGGAGGAUGCGGACCAUUCGGAUCCCUUCCAAUCGGGAUUCAGGCCUCAUCGCAGGACUGAAACUGCCUUGGUCACGCUGGUUGAUGAUCUCCAGCGAGCUAGGGACAAAGGUGAGAGUUGUUUCCUAGUUAUGCUGGAUCUCUCAGCGGCCUUUGAUACAAUCGACCAUAACAUUCUUCUGGACCGUCUAGAGGGGCUGGGAGCUGGGGGCACUGUUAUACAGUGGUUUCGCUCCUUCCUCCUGGGCCGUGUUCAGAAAGUGGUCGUGGGGGAUGAGUGUUCAGACCCCUGGGCCCUCACUUGUGGGGUGCCUCAGGGUUCCGUCCUCUCCCCCAUGCUUUUUAACAUCUAUAUGAAGCCGCUGGGAGAGAUCAUCAGGGGGUUUGGACUGGGUAUCCAUCAAUAGGCAGAUGAUACCCAGCUCUACCUCUCUUUCAAAUCAGAACCAGUGAAGGCGGUGAAGGUCCUGUGUGAGUGCCUGGAGGCGGUUGGAGGAUGAAUGGCGGUUAAUGGAUUGAAGUUGAACCCUGACAAGACAGAAGUACUGUUUUUGGGGGACAGGGGGCGGGCUGGUGUGGAGGACUCCCUGGUCCUGAAUAGGGUAACUGUGCCCCUGAAGGACCAGGUGCGCAGCCUGGGAGUCAUUUUGGACUCACAGCUGUCCAUGGAGGUGCAGGUCAAUUCUGUAUCCAGGGCAGCUGUUUACCAGCUCCAUCUGGUACGUAGGCUGAGACCCUACCUGCCCGCAGACUGUCUCGCCAGAGUGGUGCAUGCUCUAGUUAUCUCUCGCUUGGACUACUGCAAUGCGCUCUACGUGGGGCUACCUUUGAAGGUGACUCGGAAACUACAACUAAUCCAGAAUGCGGCAGCUAGACUGGUGACUGGGAGCAGCCGCCGAGACCACAUAACACCGGUCUUGAAACACCUACAUUGGCUCCCAGUACGUUUCCGAGCACAAUUCAAAGUGCUGGUGUUGACCUUUAAAGCCCUAAACGGCCUCGGCCCAGUAUACCUGAAGGAGCAUCUCCACCCCCAUCGUUCUGCCCGGACGCUGAGGUCCAGCUCCGAGGGCCUUCUGGCGGUUCCCUCAUUGCGAGAAGCAAAGCUACAGGGAACCAGGCAAAGGGCCUUCUCAGUAGCGGCGCCCGCCCUGUGGAACGCCCUCCCAUCAGAUGUCAAAGCGAUAAAUAACUACCUAACAUUCAGAAGACAUCUUAAGGCAGCCCUGUACAGGGAAGUUUUUAAUUUGUGAUAUUUUGGUGUAUUUUUGGUUUCUAUGGAAGCCGCCCAGAGUGGCUGGGGAGACCCAGCCAGAUGGGCGGGGUACAAAUAAUAAAUUAUUAUUAUUAUUAUUAUUAUUAUUAUUAGUUACCUCUGAGGAUGUGGACAGGCUGCUUGGACGAGUGAAACCAACCACCUGUCUCCUUGAUCCUUGCCCAUCCUGGCUAAUAAAAGUGAGCCGGGAAGGGCUGGGUGAUGGGCUCUGUGGGGUGGUGAAUGCUUCUCUCUGUGAGGGAGCCUUCCCAGACCCAUUGAAACAGGCGGUUAUCAAACCGCUUCUUAAAAAACCAUGUUUAGAUGCUGCCAAUAUGGCCAACUAUCGCCCAGUCUCAAAUCUUCCAUUCUUGGGCAAGGUGAUUGAGCGGGUGGUUGCUGAACAACUCCACACACACCUGAAAGAAGCGGACCAUAUGGAUCUCUUCCAGUCGGGAUUCAGGCCUCAUCAUGGGACUGAAACUGCCUUGGUCGCGCUGGUCGAUGAUCUCCGGCAGGCUAGGGACAAAGGUGAGAGCUGUUUCCUAGUUCUGCUGGAUCUCUCAGCAGCAUUUGACACUAUCAACCAUAAUAUCCUUCUGGACCGCCUAGAGGGGCUGGGAGCUGGGGGCACUGUCAUACAGUGGUUCCGCUCCUUUUUCCUGGGCCCUGUUCAGAUCCCUGGGCUCUCACUUGUGGGGUCCCUCAGGGUUUUGUCCUCUCCCCCAUGCUUUUCAACAUCUACAUGCAGCCACUGGGAGAGAUCAUCAGGGGGUUUGGGCUGGGUGUUCAUCAGUAUGCAGAUGAUACCCAGCUCUACCUGUCUUUCACAUCAGAACCAGUGAAGGUCCUGUGUGAGUGCCUGGAGGCGAAUAGAUUGAGGCUGAAUCCUGACAAGACAGAAGUACUGUUCUUGGGGGACAGAGGGCGGCAGGUGUGGAGGACUCCCUGGUCCUGAAUAGGGUAACUGUGCCCCUGAAGGACCAGGUGCGCCACCUGGGAGUCAUUUUGGACUCACAGCUGUCCACGGAGGUCAAGGUCAAUUCUGUGUCCAGGGCAGCUGUCUACCAGCUCCAUCUGGUAUGCAGGAUGAGACCCUCCCUGUCCGCAAUCUGUCUCAUCCGAGUGGGGCUUGCUGUAGUUAUCUCCCGCUUGGACUACUGCAAUGCACUCUACUUGGGGCAACCUUUGAAGGUGACCCGGAAACUGCAAUUAAUCCAGAAUGCAGCAGCUAGACUGGUGACUGGGAGUAGCCGCUAGGACCAUAUAACACUGGUCCUAAAAGACCUACAUUUGCUCCCAGUACGUUUCCGAGUACAACUCAAAGUGUUGGUGCUGACUUUUAAAGUCCUAAAUGGCCUCAGCCCAAUAUACCUGAAGGAGCAUCUCCAUCCCCAUCUUUCUGCCCGGACACUGAGGUCCAGCACCGAGGGCCUUCUGGCAGUUCCCUCACUGCGAGAAGCAAAGUUACAGAGAACCAGGCAGAGGGCCUUCUUGGUAGUGGUGCCCGCCCUGUGGAAUGCCCUCCCAUCAAAUGUCAAGGAGAUAAAAAACUAUGUGACAUUUAGAAGACAUCUGAAGGCAGCCCUGUUUUGGGAAGUUUUCUAUUGUCUGACAAUUUAAUGUAUUUUAAUCUUUGUUGGAAGCCGCCCAGAGUGGCUAGGGGUACAAAUAAUAAAUUAUUAUUAUUAUUAUUAUUAUUAUUAUUAUUCCUGAGGCUCUGAUCUGUUUGCCACUUAGUUGCAGGUGGUGAUGAAUUGGAGAGGAAGAACGAGGGAGACCACAAAGAGAUCCACACAGUGGGGGAACUGUCUCAGGAUUCAGACUGUGGAGAGAGCUUCAGACAGAGCUCCCAUUCCACUUCCCAUCAAAGAAAUCUCCUUGAGAAGAAACCCCAUCAGUGCUUGGAAUGUGGAAAGAGAUUCAGACACCGAGGCCAGCUUGCUGUUCAUCAACUUAUUCAUACAGGGGAGAAACCCUAUAAAUGUUUGGAAUGUGGAAAGAGCUUCACUCAGAGCUCCCAUCUCACGACUCAUCAAAGAAUUCAUACAGGAGAGAAACCCUAUCAGUGCUUGGAAUGUGGAAAAAGGUUCCGUCAGAGACACAAGCUUACUGUCCAUCAGAGAAUUCAUACAAGGGAAAAACUUUAUCAGUGCCAAGAUUGUGGGCAGAACUUCAGAAAAAAGGACUGUUCCACUUCCCAUCAAAGAAUUAAUACAUGGGAGAAACACUAUCAGUGCUUGGAAUGUGGAAAGAGCUUCAGUCGAAAGGACAGUUUCACUUCCCACCAAAAAAUUCAUGCAGGGGAGAAACCUUAUCAGUGCUUGGAGUGUGGAAAGAGCUUCAGUCACGGCUACCAGCUAAGUGUCCAUCAAAGAAUUCAUACAGGGGAGAAGCCAUAUCAGUGCUUGGAAUGUGGAAAGAGAUUCACCCGGAGCACCAGUCUCACAACCCAUCACAUAAUUCAUACAGGGGAGAAGCCAUAUCAGUGCUUGGAAUGUGGAAAGAGCUUCAAUCAGAGUGCCCAUCUCACUUCUCAUCAUAGACUUCAUACAGGAGAGAAACCCUAUAAAUGUUUGGAAUGUGGAAGCAGCUUCAAUAGGAGCAGCAAUCUCACUUCCCAUAGAAUAAUUCAUACAGGGGAGAAACCCUAUAAAUGUUCGGAAUGUGGAAAGAGCUUCACCUGGAAAAUAAGUUUCACUUCCCACCAAAGAAUUCAUACAGGGGAGAAACCCUAUCAGUGCUUGGAGUGUGGAAAGAGCUUCAGUCACAGCUACCAGCUAAGUGUCCAUCAAAGAAUUCAUACAGGGGAGAAGCCAUAUCAGUGCUUGGAAUGCGGAAAGAGUUUCACCCGGAGCACCACUCUCACAACCCAUCACAGAAUUCAUACAGGGGAGAAACCCUAUAAAUGUUUGGAAUGUGGAAGCAGCUUCAAUACAAGCAGCAAACUCACUUCCCAUCAAAGAAUUCAUACAAGGGAGUAA
Molecule: messenger RNA, 8684 nt
Organism: Podarcis lilfordi (Lilford's wall lizard)
Lineage: Eukaryota; Metazoa; Chordata; Lepidosauria; Squamata; Lacertidae
Source: the annotation of a GenBank genome assembly